Anopheles marshallii is the source of this 999-nucleotide messenger RNA. It is a transcript of the gene Uro, whose product is annotated as uricase. Gene Ontology annotation, cellular component: peroxisome. Lineage: Eukaryota; Metazoa; Arthropoda; Insecta; Diptera; Culicidae. The transcript is spliced from 3 exons. The coding region runs from base 16 to 999 and encodes 327 amino acids. Gene Ontology annotation, molecular function: urate oxidase activity. Gene Ontology annotation, biological process: purine nucleobase catabolic process; urate catabolic process. The record is from RefSeq and is a predicted model, not a curated record.
GCUUUAUCUACCAAGAUGAUGUCCAGAAAGCUUAUCGAUGAAAGCCGCGAAGGUUACCUGGACAACGAGAAUUCGCCCUUCCUGAUCAGCAACUACGGCUACGGCAAGGACAGCGUCAAGGUGAUGCACGUGGUCCGCAACGGGUUGGUGCACACGAUAAAGGAGUUUGAGGUGGGAACGAAGCUGAAGCUACGCAGCCAAAAGGACUAUCUCGAGGGCGACAACAGUGACAUUGUGGCGACGGAUUCGCAAAAGAACACCGUGUACCUGUUGGCCCGCAAGCACGGUUUGAAGUCGCCGGAAGAGUUCGGCAUACUGCUGUGCCAUCACUUCCUGAGCAAGUACUCGCACGUCGAAGAGGUAUCGAUACACAUCGACGAGUAUCCGUGGUCCCGGAUGGGCUUCGGUACCGGCCCGUACAAGGAUCUGCAUAAUCACGCGUUCGUCUUCACACCGACCGCCAUCCGGUACACGGACGUCACGCAGAAGCGCACCGAAAUCAAACCGACUGUCAUCAGCGGGCUGACGGAUUUGCGCGUCCUCAAAACGACACAGUCUGCGUUUGUGAACUUCGUGAACGACGAGUACCGGUCGUUGCCGGACCAGCACGACCGUAUCUUCAGCACGGUGGUCCGCUCGUCCUGGCAGUACUCCACCGUCACCGGGGUCGACUUUGAUUACUGCUGGAACAAGGUGAAGCAGUGCAUACUGAACAAUUUUGCCGGCGAAACGGAGAAGGGCAUCUUUUCGCCGAGCGUACAAAACACGCUGUACCUGGCGGAGAAGCAGGUGCUGGAGACGAUACCGGAGAUAUCGUCGAUCGACAUGACGAUGCCGAACAAACAUUACUUUACGUUUGACUUUAGCAAAUUCCCGAAGGUGGUGAACGAGGUCGAGCUGAAGGAGGAGACGGUGUACGUGCCGGUGGAUAAGCCGGCGGGCAUCAUCUACGCACAGCUCGAUCGGAAAUCGGAUCAGUACGUGAAGAGUAAACUAUGA